AUGAACACUUUUCCUCUUCUUCGCCCCUGACUUUUCCUGGUUCUCCUUAGAAGUAGGCGGUGCUUCAUACUUCCUCGGUCUUCCUCGUUUUCUUUUAACGGGUUCGGCUUUGGCCUCUAACAGCGUCUCGGAUUCCUGAAUAUCUCUCUCAGCAGUGGUACUCGCGCAUUCGAGUCCCGCCUCUAUCGAAGGGCUGACUGCGUCACCAAUAUGAGCGUCGGUUGACGAUGAGCCCACUACGUCUAUUUCUAGUUCGUCGUCGUCAUCGGAAGAGCGUGCAGCGACGAGAUCAGGUGCGAGUGGAUCAUUUCUGGCCCUACGCGGCGGCAAGUGUCUUUUCUUUACAGGCUCAUCUAAUCCUUGCUCUAGGGCUAGGUACUCGGCAAGCCAUCGAUCCCUAUUUGUUCUUCUUCCACGUUUUUUCUUCACUGGUUCGUCGCUACGGAUUUUGUCCAUUACCGUAUGAAUUGUUGCAUUGAGGGCAUCAUCUACAGCAUCUUCGUAAAAGAUUGGCUCAUUUUCUUGAGUGUUUUCAACCACCACUUCACUUGCAACGUAGUCCAACAUGGCCUCAGUUUGAGACGCUUCAUGUUCUGCCAUAAUUGUUCCCAUGAGUUCCAUUUGGACCUUGUUUCUCUGUUCUUCCGCUUCCGGCGAUUCUAUAGCCAUGGCGAGCCGAGUAGGUUCUAAGAAAACCGCUCGUACUUGUGUCUUUAAUUUGAGGUAAUUGAGAUCCAACAGAAUAUCUGAAUGAAGUUGAAUGUUGAGUCGAUCAUGAACCGUGAACUUCCGAACAAUAUCACCUUCAGGAUAGAGUAUCAUGAAGUCCGUUGAAUUAACAUCGCUAGGGUUAAAAUACACCGAUGCCCUCUUACUCAGAGAAACACGAGAACUCUCGAAUACUCGAUAAGCCGAAGCUGUAGAAAAAGUUGGAGGAAGUGUUAGAUCUAUUGGAAACUGUUCACAAUGCCUCAAUCUAGCUGCUACGUCCACACAUCUUACAUUUAAUAGAUUUGAUGCAAAGGUCGCAGCAACACUUUCAGGCCGUAUGCGAUCUUCAGUAUAUCGGUUGCACCAUUCAUAAUGAUCGUACUUACGGACUGCAUGGCACAAAGAUUCCGUCAUGAUCAUGAUACGUUCAUCCUCAGUCUCGUACGGUUCGAAGUCUGCUCUUUCAUAAACAGAGUCCGGUUGUAGAUAAAUAUUUUUCUUGAUCUUUUUCACGGGGGCUUUCCCUGUACGUGGAUAUUUCCUUACAGAAUUGAAGUUGUUCACAUUCCUUCGCUUUGCUGCCGCGAUUAUAGCGGAUAUCUCCUUAUCUGUCAGAUGGAUUUUCUUGAACAGCUCUUUAACAUCCGGAGCACUCUCACCGUUUCUAAAUUUUUCAGCGAUCUCCUAAACAGAAGGAAAACAGGUUUCGUGGAGAGACUUUGUAGGAGCUCUUUUCAGAAGCAGAAAAGUCAUGAAUCCUACCUCAAUUCCUUUCUCAAUCGUUGCCUUUUCUUCUUCUGUCAGUGUUUUAUUUUGCCAUUUCUCUUCCAAAAACUUGAACGCCCAAAACCAGUCGUUCGUCUUCUUCAGGACUCCAAUCAUUGGCAUUAUAUGCACACUUUUCCAACACAUUACACCACCGCUCUCUACACUGGCCAUCGGAUCGUCCUACGACAGCUUUCGCCACCUUCGCCCAGUCCUUAGCACCGAACCGAGCGACAGCGGUCAUAAGGAGCAAAUCUUCAUGAUCCGUCCAACGCCCGUGGCGAACAUUCUCGUCUAAGGUGCGUUGAUAUCUUGUCCGAACCUGCUGUCGGUGACGCCCAGGCAUGUAGAAAGUCACUUUGUCCCACUGAACAACGCCAUUCACCGUCAUGACUUUCACGAGAGCAAUCAAACGAUCAUCUUCUUCUUUGGUCCAGUCUUUUGAGACUCUAUACAUAUCGCUUCUGUAUUUCUCGAAACAUUGGUAAGGGGAUCGUUGGGUUUGCAACUUCUUGGCAACUGCCGCCCACGAUGUGAACGAUGGAUCUUCUCGGAGCUGCUUGAGCUUUGCCAACUCCUCCUUCGUCCAUGGGCCGCUAUUCCAUCGAGGACACUGCUCAUUUAACCAUUUAUAACGAAGAGCGGCUGCUGACCGAGAUCCUUUGAACUCGACAGUUGAAAUUUUCAGCCAAUCCACACACGAGUAGUCCACAAGAUCGACCUGGGACGAGUCCACCUGACCAUCACGUGAAUGUUUGAUCUUGCGGUCUAACAAUUCUAUUUCAUCCUUCCAAGCCUGAACCUCUUCGGGAUCAGAGUCGACACCGGCGCGCUGGAGUUUAGAUCGUAGUAUGUCCUUCCUAUCCACGAAUUUCUGAAUACCGGCUUGAAUGACAGAGUUCUUAACAGCCUCUCUUAAAAGACGAAGUUCAGCUGGUGACCAUUUCUUAUCUUCUUUUGUUAACGGAUCGAAAGUGGUGUACUGAAGUUUGUGUUUUGCCUCCUCGUUCUGCGGUGGGCACAUCAUAUUCUCGUCCUUGAAAUAGGGAGGAAGGUACUGAAUCACUGGGACUUUGUUUCUCGCAAGAUGAUCUAAUCCACGUUCAUGAUCCAACUUCUUUUCUAGCCAUGCCUUUUUCUCCGCAAGUUGCUUCCGCUUUUUUGCAAUUAUAUCCAACAACUGGUCACAAAACUCCACUUGAGCAUCGACAAGCCCAAGGAGCUCAGCGUACGGAUCCGAAGUGUCUUCAUUGA
This is a messenger RNA of Haemonchus placei, 2730 nucleotides long. The record is from the annotation of a GenBank genome assembly. Lineage: Eukaryota; Metazoa; Nematoda; Chromadorea; Rhabditida; Trichostrongylidae.